AUGUUAAUUUCACAGUUUCUUUGGUCAACUGUUUCCGCCGCCCAAAGUGUAUUUGACAACAGUUGCCCCAACGACUCACCAGUCUCAUGUUCGUCAUCAAACGCUGCUUCUUGUUGCUUCGAGGCACCAGGUGGUAUACUCUUGCAAACGCAAUUCUGGGAUUAUAGCCCAGCCACUGGUCCAGAUGAUUUAUUCACAUUACAUGGAUUAUGGCCCGAUAACUGUGAUGGAACUUAUGAGCAAUUUUGCGACAAUUCCAACACCAUUGCUAACGAUGGAAGCACAGUGGAAUCUAUAAUUGUUGACUCAUUCAAUGACAAGGAGUUGUAUGAUAAUUUGAAUAAUGCGUGGAAGGACAUCAAUGGUAAUGAUCAUUCACUUUGGGCCCAUGAAUGGAAUAAACAUGGAACUUGCAUCAAUACAAUUUUGCCUAAAUGCUAUACCGAUUACCAACAGUAUCAAAAUGUUUACAACUAUUACAAGAUCUUGUAUGAUUUAUUUGAAACUUUGCCCACUUACAAAUGGUUAGUUGAUGCCGGCAUUACUCCAAGUAAUUCGAAAACGUAUACCAAAUCGCAAAUCCAACAAACAUUAAACUCCAAAUUCGGUGCUGACGUAUAUUUCAAAUGUGAUUCAAACAAUGCCAUUAGUGAAAUUUGGUAUUUCCAUCAUAUUAAAGGUUCACUUUUGCAACAGAAUUUCAUCCCCAUUGAUUCGUUAUCCAAUUCCAACUGUCCAUCUUCGGGUAUUUUGUUUCCACCCAAAAAGGGUGGCUCUGGCUCUGAUCCAAACCCUACAAAUCCCACCACCACUACUACAUCUGGACCAGCUCCUACAGGAGUUCCAUCUUCAGGGUACAUCAAACUCAGUGGCAAAUCAGGUUGUUUAAUCUCCAAUGGUAAAUGGUACACAUCGGGUACUUGUGCCACCUACCAUUUCUCCCAAUCAUCGGACGACAAUAUUGCCAUUACAUCAUCAAAGGGUGCUUGUGGAGUUGAUUCUUCAAACAACUUCAUUUGUGCAUCGUCAGUAGAUUCACUGCAAACGAAAUUUGCAAUUGAAAAUGGACAAAUUGGCGUUGAUGGUAAUUUCAAUUGGUGUUUGGGUGAUUCUACAGGCUCGGGCUCAAGCGCACAAACGUCGAUUUAUUUGAGUGAUGGAUCGUGUAGCUCCUUCACUAUCAGCGUCUCGAAUAAGUAA
Messenger RNA from Lodderomyces margitis, 1200 nucleotides. RefSeq lists its product as uncharacterized. Gene Ontology annotation, biological process: RNA catabolic process. Gene Ontology annotation, cellular component: extracellular region. Gene Ontology annotation, molecular function: ribonuclease T2 activity; RNA binding. The coding region runs from base 1 to 1200 and encodes 399 amino acids. The record is from RefSeq and is a predicted model, not a curated record. The transcript has a single exon. NCBI's taxonomy places the organism in Eukaryota, Fungi, Ascomycota, Pichiomycetes, Serinales, Debaryomycetaceae.